AUGAAGCUCAGAGUAAUAAUUUUUCUUCUUUCAGCUCUAGCGGAUCACCAUUUUUCUCAAGCCACAUCAAGCGAGCAAGCUAAAGCGCUAUUUUUCCCAGCAAUGACCACUCUUCAGGUCACGAUGUGCACCGUUACAAAUGGGCGCUUGUUUAAGUCGCCGAAAAAAGACUACCCCGUCCGACGGCUGGGCAUCAAUUUGGGGUUCCAGGUCAACUAUAACCUUCCGUAUCGAUUGAUGGACUUCUACAAACCGGCGUACUGGGCCCGGGCACUGAUCGGUGUUGUGCAGGGCCGCUUCAAACCGACGACCGUCGUGUCGGCCCGUGACUUCAAGCGCUCGGUUACGCAUCCCAGUUCCGAUCUGACGGCUGGCCAGCUGUAUCGUGCGGUGGAAGAGUUACUACAAGCGAUGGAAUUUGGGUCCGAUUGUUUGGCGAAAAGUGUUUGCGAAUUGGCGCACAGUCCGUUCCAUCGAGAGCCGCACCGGGAAGAUCUUUUGGUGGAAGUGACACAUUUUUUGCUAACCCCUUCAUUUCACAGAUCAUUUGGAGAGUUGGAAUACCGGGAUAGGACAAAGUAUGAAAUGGCGGAAAAUCUGGGAGUAAGCGGAGCGGACUGUGAACUUAUUUACGCCAACUGUCCUAAGUCACUGUUGGAGCAUUAUUCUAAAUUUGAGUAA
This is a messenger RNA of Anopheles maculipalpis, 681 nucleotides long. RefSeq lists its product as uncharacterized. The record is from RefSeq and is a predicted model, not a curated record. NCBI's taxonomy places the organism in Eukaryota, Metazoa, Arthropoda, Insecta, Diptera, Culicidae. Bases 1 to 681 code for a protein of 226 amino acids. The transcript has 3 exons.